AUGUUAAAAAGAGGAGCGCCCAGGGAGCGCUGUGCAGGAAGCCAAGAAGGUGCCGCACGGGAGGCGCAGCGGGAAGCCUUUGGCAGGUGGUGCUGGUGACGCACAGAAGUUACUUUGCCUUCGGGAGGACGGCAGGCCCCGUGUGCUGCCCAUGUAGGUGUGCCGCUGUGCCCCCGAGAAGUUGGCUGGUGGCGCGGCGGCGGCGGAGCGGCGGCGGCUCGUCCUGGGCAGCGGCGGCGGCAGAUGAUGGUGGCGGCGCUGAGCUGAGCUGAGCGGCGGCAUCCCGGCCCCGCCGAUGCGCUUCCCGGCCCCUUCCCCGCUCCGAAGGGCCACCUGAGGCUCCGGCAGCUGGGCAAGCAUCGCCGACGCCGGAAAGGGGAAAGCGUGCCGGGGGCAGGCGGGUCAGCGCUCGGCUGUGUGCGGGUGGGCAGGGGGUUGGUUAUCAUGGCGGAUCGGACGGCUCCGCGCUGCCAGCUCCGGCUGGAGUGGGUGUACGGCUACCGGGGCCACCAGUGCCGCAACAACCUGUACUACACGGCAGGGAAAGAGGUCGUGUACUUCGUGGCCGGAGUCGGCGUGGUUUACAACACCAGGGAGCACAGCCAGAAAUUCUUCCUCGGGCACAACGAUGAUAUUAUCAGCCUGGCCGUGCACCCGGACAAGACGCUGGUGGCCACGGGGCAGGUGGGGAAGGAGCCCUACAUCUGCGUGUGGGACUCGCUGCGGCUGCACACGGUGUCCGUGCUCAAGGACGCGCACACGCACGGCGUCGCCUGCCUCGCCUUCGACGCCGACGGACAGCGCUUGGCGUCCGUGGGACUGGAUGCCAAAAACACCGUGUGCAUCUGGGACUGGAAGAGGGGGAAGCUCCUGGCGACGGCGACGGGCCACUCGGACAGGAUAUUUGAUAUUUCCUGGGAUCAGUAUCAGCCAAACAGAAUCGUCAGCUGUGGAGUGAAACACAUAAAGUUUUGGACACUGUGUGGAAACGCCCUGACGGCAAAGAGGGGAAUCUUUGGGAAAACAGGAGACCUGCAAACCAUCCUGUGCUUGGCGUGUGCUAAAGAUGAUGUCACCUACUCCGGGGCUUUAAACGGGGACAUCUACGUCUGGAAAGGGCUGAACUUGGUGCGCACCAUCCAGGGAGCACACAGCGCUGGAAUUUUCAGCAUGUAUGCUUGUGAGGAAGGCUUUGCCACCGGAGGGAGAGAUGGGUGCAUUCGGCUGUGGGACACGGAGUUCAAACCAAUUACCAAAAUUGAUCUCAGGGAGACUGAACAAGGAUACAAAGCAGGUCUGUCCAUCCGCAGCGUGUGCUGGAAGGCUGACAGGCUGCUGGCAGGGACCCAGGACAGCGAGAUCUUCGAGGUGCUGGUGAGAGAGAGAGACAAGCCCAUGCUGAUCAUGCAGGGGCACUGUGAGGGGGAGCUCUGGGCCCUGGCUGUGCACCCCAAGAAGCCCUUGGCAGUGACGGGCAGCGAUGACCGAUCCGUACGGUUGUGGAGCCUGGCUGACCACGCCCUGAUAGCUCGCUGCAACAUGGAGGAGGCAGUGAGGAGUGUGUCCUUCAGCCCUGACGGAUCCCAGCUGGCACUGGGAAUGAAGGAUGGCUCCUUCAUUGUCCUUCGAGUGAGGGACAUGACGGAGGUGGUUCACAUCAAGGACAGGAAGGAGGUGAUCCACGAGAUGAAGUUCUCCCCCGACGGCUCCUACCUGGCCGUGGGCUCCAACGACGGCCCCGUCGACAUCUACGCCGUGGCCCAGAGGUACAAAAAAAUCGGGGAGUGCAACAAGUCCUCCAGCUUCAUCACCCACCUCGACUGGUCCGUGGACAGCAAAUUCCUGCAGACCAACGACGGUGCCGGAGAGAGGCUCUUCUACAGGAUGCCCUCUGGGAAGCAUCUCACCAGCAAAGACGAGAUCAAAGGAAUCCACUGGGCCUCCUGGACCUGCGUGAUCGGCUCUGAAGUGAGUGGGAUUUGGCCCAAGUACACAAACAUCACAGAUGUCAACUCCGUGGAUGGCAAUUACAGCAGCUCCGUGCUGGUGACUGGAGAUGAUUUUGGGCUGGUGAAGUUAUUCAGAUUUCCGUGCCUAAAGAAAGGAGCCAAGUUCAGGAAGUACGUUGGGCACUCAGCACACGUCACCAAUGUCCGCUGGUCCCAUGAUUUCCAGUGGGUUUUGAGCACAGGAGGUGCUGAUCACUCUGUUUUCCAGUGGCGCUUUGUUCCAGAAGGGAUAACAAAUGGCAUCCUGGAAACCUCUCCACAAGCAGAGGGUGGUGUGGAUUCCUACAGCGAGGAGUCGGACUCGGAUUUAUCCGACGUGCCAGAGCUGGACUCCGACAUUGAGCAGGAAGCUCAGAUCAACUACGAUCGUCAGGUUUACAAAGAAGACCUACCUCAGCUGAAACAGCAAAGUAAAGAGAAAAACCACUCUGUGCCCUUCCUGAAGCGAGAGCGAGCGCCCGAGGACAGCCUGAAGCUGCAGUUCAUACAUGGGUACAGGGGCUACGACUGCAGGAACAACCUGUUCUACACUCAGACAGGGGAGGUGGUUUAUCACAUCGCCGCCGUCGCCGUCGUCUACAACCGACAGCAGCACUCGCAGCGCCUCUACCUGGGCCACGACGACGACAUCCUCAGCCUCAGCAUCCACCCCGUCAAGGACUACGUGGCCACGGGGCAGGUUGGAAGGGAUGCUGCUAUCCAUGUUUGGGACACCCAGACACUGAAAUGUUUGUCCCUGCUCAAAGGCCAGCACCAGAGAGGAGUGUGUGCACUGGAUUUUUCAGCUGAUGGGAAGUGUUUGGCCUCUGUUGGGCUGGAUGACAAUCAUGCCAUUGUGUUCUGGGAUUGGAAGAAAGGGGAAAAGCUGGCAACAACCAGGGGCCAUAAAGAUAAAAUCUUUGUAGUGAAGUGUAAUCCACAUCAUGUUGACAAACUAGUCACGGUUGGGAUUAAGCACAUCAAGUUUUGGCAGCAAACAGGUGGAGGCUUCACAUCCAAGCGAGGCACGUUCGGCACCGCCGGGAAGCUGGAGACGAUGAUGAGCGUGUCCUACGGGAGAGUGGAGGAGCUGGUGUUCUCUGGGGCUGCCACUGGAGACAUCUACAUCUGGAAGGAGACCCUGCUGCUGAGGACAGUGAAAGCCCACGAUGGGCCCGUGUUUGCCAUGCAUGCACUGGAUAAGGGCUUUGUGACUGGUGGAAAAGAUGGAAUCGUGGCCCUUUGGGAUGACAUGUUUGAGAGGUGUCUGAAGACAUAUGCUAUCAAAAGAGCAGCACUGUCUGCCAGCUCUAAAGGUUUGCUUUUAGAAGACAACCCCUCAAUCCGAGCCAUCAGCCUGGGCCACGGGCACAUCCUGGUGGGAACCAAAAAUGGAGAGAUCCUGGAGAUUGAUAAAAGUGGGCCCAUGACUCUGCUUGUCCAGGGCCACAUGGAAGGAGAAGUGUGGGGCCUGGCAGCUCACCCCCUGCUGCCCGUGUGUGCCACCGUGAGCGACGACAAGACCCUGCGCAUCUGGGAGCUCUCGGCCCAGCACCGCAUGCUGGCCGUCAGGAAGCUCAAAAAAGGGGGCCGGUGCUGUGCCUUCUCUCCCGACGGGAAGGCCCUGGCCGUGGGGCUCAACGACGGCAGCUUCCUGGUGGUGAACGCGGACACCGUGGAGGACAUGGUCUCCUUCCACCACAGGAAGGAGAUGAUCUCGGAUAUAAAGUUUUCACGAGAAUCAGGAAAGUACCUGGCUGUGGCCUCCCAUGAUAACUUUGUAGAUAUCUACAAUGUGCUGACCAGCAAAAGAGUUGGCAUUUGCAAAGGUGCCUCCAGCUACAUCACCCACAUCGACUGGGACUCCAGAGGAAAGUUAUUGCAAGUCAAUUCUGGUGCCAAAGAACAACUAUUUUUUGAAGCUCCGAGGGGGAAAAGACACAUUAUAAGAAUUGCUGAGAUCGAGAAGAUCGAGUGGGACACGUGGACGUGUGUUCUGGGUCCCACCUGUGAGGGGAUCUGGCCCAUGCACAGCGAUGUCACCGUGGUCAAUGCAGCCAGUCUGACCAAGGACAGGACCCUCCUGGCCACAGGAGAUGACUUUGGGUUCGUGAAGCUCUUUUCGUACCCGGUGAAGGGCCCACAUGCCAGGUUCAAGAAGUACGUGGGGCACAGUGCCCAGGUGACCAACGUGCAGUGGCUGCACAACGACUCCGUGCUGCUCACCGUGGGGGGGGCCGACACUGCCCUCAUGAUCUGGACCAGGGAGUUCCUGGGCAUCCAGGAGAGCAAACUGGUGGACAGCGAGGAGUCAGACACUGAUGCAGAAGAAGAUGGAGGUUAUGACAGUGAUGUUGCAAGAGAAAAAGCCAUUGACUACACCACGAAGAUCUAUGCAGUGAGCAUCCGGGAGAUGGAAGGCACAAAGCCCCACCAGCAGCUCAAGGAAGUUUCAGCAGAAGAGAGGCAGGGAAUUGUCAAGGGAUCAAGGCCACCAGUCAGCAGAGCUGCUCCUCAACCCGAAAAACUGCAGAAGAACAAUGUCCACAAAAAAAAGAAACUUGUUGAGGAGCUGGCUCUGGACCAUGUUUUUGGCUACAGAGGCUUUGACUGUCGCAACAACCUGCACUACCUGAACGACGGGGCCGACAUCAUCUUCCACACGGCGGCAGCCGGCAUCGUCCAGAACCUCUCCACUGGCAGCCAGAGUUUCUACCUGGAGCACACCGAUGACAUCCUGUGCCUGACUGUGAACCAGCACCCCAAGUACAAGAACGUGGUGGCCACCAGCCAGAUCGGUGACAUGACAGAAUUCCCAGGUACAACUCCCACAAUCCACAUUUGGGAUGCCAUGAGCAAGCAAACCAUUUCAAUGCUGCGCUGCUUCCACACCAAAGGGGUCAACUACGUGAACUUCAGUGCCACUGGCAAGCUGCUGGUGUCGGUGGGGGUGGACCCAGAGCACACCAUCACCGUGUGGAGGUGGCAGGAAGGGGCUAAAGUUGCCAGCAGGGGAGGACACCUGGAGAGGAUCUUUGUUGUAGAAUUCCGGCCGGAUUCCGACACGCAGUUUGUGUCCGUUGGGGUGAAGCACAUGAAGUUCUGGACACUGGCUGGCAGUGCUUUGCUCUACAAGAAAGGAGUCAUUGGCUCCAUGGAAGAUGCCAAAAUGCAAACCAUGCUUUCUGUUGCCUUUGGAGCAAAUAACCUCACGUUCACGGGUGCCAUCAAUGGAGAUGUCUACGUGUGGAAGGACCAUUUCCUGGUCAGGCUGGUGGCCAAAGCUCACACAGGCCCCGUGUUCACCAUGUACACGACGCUGCGGGACGGACUCAUUGUGACAGGAGGGAAGGAGAGGCCCACCAAGGAGGGGGGGGCAGUGAAGCUCUGGGACCAGGAGAUGAAGCGGUGCCGGGCCUUCCAGCUGGAGACGGGACAGCUCAUCGAGUGCGUGCGCUCCGUGUGCCGGGGCAAGGGGAAAAUCUUAGUGGGCACGAAAGAUGGAGAAAUCCUUGAAGUAGGAGAAAAAAACGCUGCUUCAAACUUGUUGAUUGACUGUCACAUGGAAGGGGAGAUCUGGGGCUUGGCAACUCACCCCUCCAAAGACAUAUUUAUCUCUGCAAGCAAUGAUGGAACAGCGAGGAUCUGGGACCUGGCAGACAAAAAGCUGGUGAACAAGGUGGCCCUGGGGCACCCGGCGCGCUGUGCCGCCUACAGCCCCGACGGGGAGAUGGUGGCCAUCGGCAUGAGGAACGGCGAGUUCGUCGUCCUGCUCGUCAACAGCCUCAAGGUCUGGGGCAAAAAGCGGGACAGGAAGUCGGCAAUCCAGGACAUCAGGUAG
Messenger RNA from Corapipo altera (White-ruffed manakin), 5829 nucleotides. It is a transcript of the gene EML6, whose product is annotated as EMAP like 6. Bases 445 to 5829 code for a protein of 1794 amino acids. Gene Ontology annotation, molecular function: microtubule binding. The record is from RefSeq and is a predicted model, not a curated record. NCBI's taxonomy places the organism in Eukaryota, Metazoa, Chordata, Aves, Passeriformes, Pipridae. The transcript has 39 exons.